Drosophila simulans is the source of this 1780-nucleotide messenger RNA. RefSeq names its product nucleolar protein 56 (gene Nop56). Gene Ontology annotation, molecular function: snoRNA binding. NCBI's taxonomy places the organism in Eukaryota, Metazoa, Arthropoda, Insecta, Diptera, Drosophilidae. The record is from RefSeq and is a predicted model, not a curated record. Gene Ontology annotation, cellular component: box C/D methylation guide snoRNP complex; small-subunit processome. The transcript is spliced from 3 exons. Bases 145 to 1635 code for a protein of 496 amino acids.
UUUAUCUGGUAUGUCCCUAACAUUCUGCAACUGGCUCGCUAUGGUCACACUUGAAGUUAGCACGUGGAAAAACAACUGUAGCAGCAUCGUGGGUGUAUAAAAAUAUAUAUUUCUUAAUUAAAUCGGCAUAUAUUCGGCAUAGAUAUGUCGAACCUGUAUGUGCUGUACGAGCAUGCGGCGGGCUUCUCGCUCUUCUCCGUCAAGGAGUUCGAGGAGGUGUCCAUGUUCCUGCCCCAGGUGGAGUCCUCGGUGACGGACCUCGCCAAGUUCAACUCCAUUGUUAAGCUGGCUGGAUUUGCGCCUUUCAAGACGGCCAUUGCCGCACUGGAGAACAUCAAUGCCAUUUCCGAGGGCAUUGUGCCGCAGGAUCUGCUCUCCUUCUUGGAUGACUUCUUCGCCAAGCUGAAGAAGAAGAAGUGCACCUUGGGUAUUGCGGAUGCCAAGCUGGGAGCUGCCAUCACCGAGGCCAUUGGCGUCCAGUGCAGUCACUUUGGAGUGGUUCCUGAGAUCCUGCGCGGCGUGCGAUUCCACUUCGCUAAGUUGGUCAAGGGAUUCACCGACAAGUCCGCUGGCGUUGCUCAGCUGGGUCUGGGCCACAGCUACUCGCGUGCCAAGGUCAAGUUCAAUGUUCAUCGUUCCGACAACAUGAUCAUCCAGUCGAUUGCACUGCUGGAUCAGCUGGAUAAGGACGUGAAUACCUUCUCCAUGCGGAUACGCGAGUGGUACUCGUAUCACUUCCCAGAACUGGUCAAAAUCGUUCCCGACAACUACAUGUUCGCCAAGGCGGCUAAGUUCAUCAAGGAUCGCAAGAACCUCACGCAAGACCAGCUGGAGGAUCUUGAGAAGAUCGUCAUGGACUCCGCCAAGGCUCAGGCUAUCAUUGAUGCCGCCAAGAUGUCCAUGGGCAUGGACAUCUCCAUUGUGGAUCUGAUGAACAUUGAGCUGUUCGCCGAGCGCGUUGUCAAGCUCUCCGAGUACCGAAAGAAACUGUCUACCUACUUGCACAACAAGAUGAACUUGGUGGCGCCCAAUCUACAGUCUUUGAUUGGUGACCAGGUCGGUGCCCGCCUGAUAUCGCAUGCCGGCAGCUUGACCAAUCUGGCCAAGUACCCAGCAUCUACAGUACAAAUCCUGGGUGCCGAGAAGGCGCUCUUCCGUGCUCUAAAGACCCGCUCCAAUACGCCCAAGUAUGGUCUUAUCUAUCAUUCUUCGUUCAUUGGUCGAGCUGGCCUGAAGAACAAGGGUCGCAUCUCUCGCUUCCUGGCCAACAAGUGCUCCAUCGCGUCGCGUAUCGAUUGCUUCCUGGAGCAGCCGACUAGCGUAUUUGGCGAAACUCUUAAGCAACAGGUCGAAGAUCGCCUCAAGUUCUACGAGUCCGGCGAUGUGCCGCGCAAGAACAUUGAGGUAAUGAAGGAGGCCAUCGAGGCAGCUGGCCAAGAGGCGGCAGUCACUGCACAGUCCGAGAAGAAGAAGAAAAAGAAGAAGCGGGCGGCUGAUGACGAGGGCGAGACGAAUGGCGCCAGCAAUGGAAACGGAGCAGCCGCCGAGGCGGAGAAUGGCAAUGGCAACGAUGAUGGAGAGCCAAAGAAGAAGAAGAAAAAGAAGAACAAAAACAAGGAAGCGGUGGAGGCGUAAAUGUCUCUGUUACAUUCAACUUAGUUUAAGUCCACACAAUUAUCUUUUACUUACAUUCUUCUUUUGUAUUUCCUUUGACCCUGAUGGAUCGCAUUUCAAAUAAUAAUAAACAUAUACUUUGGAGGGUAUUCCCACCGGAAUUUUA